Molecule: messenger RNA, 1904 nt
Organism: Cutaneotrichosporon oleaginosum
Lineage: Eukaryota; Fungi; Basidiomycota; Tremellomycetes; Trichosporonales; Trichosporonaceae
Source: RefSeq, a predicted model, not a curated record
CAACAACAAACCACUCACCCCACCCCCGCGCAUGCUCCUCCUACCAUGGAAUCCCCAAGCACGGCGGAGGAGCUGAGCCCGGGUGAAGAAAUGACAGAGGAGGAGAUUGCAGCGCUCGCGGCGGCUGAGGCUGCCGCGAAACGGCAACGUAGCUUCGAGCGAUCUCUCGCCGGACCAAGCGUGGGCAAGGCAGGGCUCACGCGCGAUCAGACAGAAAUCAAUCGCAUCAUCGCCGAGGCGUCCAAGGGUUCUAAAUACUAUUUGAACCAGGUGCGCAAAGACCAGGAACUCACCGAGAAGAUCGAAUGGUUCAAGGCGAAACGCGACGAGCUGGUGCGUGAAUCGCCGAUGGAACGUCUCGAGUCGGAUGCGGACCGUAUCCUCCUCGAGGUCGAGGCACUGCGCGACCUGUCACAGACGAUUGUGCAUUGCGAUUUAGACCAAUUCUACGCAUCCGUGGAACAGCAGCGCGAUCCGUCGCUCAAGGGGAAGGCGUUUGGAGUGGGCCAGGGAGUGCUCACUACUGCAUCAUACGAAGCGCGCAAGUUCGGAUGCCGGAGUGGCAUGGCGGGCUUCAUCGCGAAGAAGUUGUGCCCACAUAUCAUCCUCACCAACCUGCACUUUGAUCUGUACACGGCUGCCUCCAAUAAGGUGCGAGAGGUGCUACUACAAUACGACGAGAAUCUUAUGAUGGCGGGCCUCGAUGAGGGGUAUCUCAACAUCACGUCUUACAUGGCGACGCACAACAUGACGGCCAGUGAGGUUGUAUCCAAGCUGCGUGUGCAGGUCGAGGAGCGUACCGGCAUGACCAUCUCAGCAGGCAUCGCGCCGAAUCGCAUGCUCGCGAAGAUCUGCUCGGACAAGAAUAAGCCCAACGGGCAGUUCGAGAUCCAGUUCGACCGCGCCGCGAUCACCCGCUUUAUGCGCGACCUGCCUAUCCGUGUGACUUCUGCUGACAACUGCAACAUUCCGGGCUUUGGACGCGUCACAGAGCGCUGUCUUGAAGGUCUCGGUGUAGAAACCUGCGGCGAUAUCUAUAAGCGCCGCGCCGAACUGCUGGUCAUGAACCAUUGGUUCGGGUUUCGUGGCCUGUGCAAAGCGUACCUUGGCAUUGCAGACAACAAUGUCGAGCCGCACAAGCGAGGCGAGCGGAAGAGUGUGGGCGUCGAGCGGACAUUCCCCGACAAAACAGCAAACGACGACAUCCUACGCGAGCUCGAGAGUAUCGCCGAGGAACUGGAGAAGGACAUGGCCACGCUUCAAUAUGCUGGCAAGACGAUCACAGUCAAGUUCAAGUUACACACGUACGAGAGCAAGUCGAGGGCGCUUAGCGUCAAGAAGUUCACUGCGAAGAAGGAGGACAUACUGCCGGUCGCGGUCGACCUGAUCCGCAAGGAGUUCCCACUGCGUAUUCGCCUCCUGGGCAUCAGGAUGAGCAACCUCAAAGAUUUGACGGUGCCAGACACUGGCAUUCGAAAUUUCCUGAAACCCGGCACUUCCAGUUUCUCGCGUGAUGCCACGCAAGAGAACUUCAAUGAGGCGUUCCAGGGAGGAGAAUCGGCUGGGCCAAGUCCUAUCGCGCUUGACCCCAAUCCCGACGCCGGACCGGUGUGUCCCAUUUGCAGCCGGCGUCUUGGACCCGAAACGUCCAACGCCGACCUAAACGAGCACAUUGAUCUCUGUUUGAACCAUGACGCGUUCGCCGAGAUCGCUGAGGCGAUGCCGCUGCCAAAGCGGGUCGCGCCAGUGGAUACGCGUCCGCGGAAGAAGCGUAAAAGCUCGGGCUCGAGCUCUUCCAAAGUGGAGAGCAAGACAGGCAGGGGAAGUGUGCUCGAGUGGCUACGGCGUGGGUAAUAUUCCUGUAGGUCAAAUAAUCUGAUACCAUGCAUGCAGCUAUACCCUUU